Aptenodytes forsteri (emperor penguin) is the source of this 2435-nucleotide messenger RNA. RefSeq names its product testis-specific kinase 1 (gene TESK1). Gene Ontology annotation, biological process: positive regulation of stress fiber assembly; protein phosphorylation; actin cytoskeleton organization. The record is from RefSeq and is a predicted model, not a curated record. Bases 44 to 1954 code for a protein of 636 amino acids. Gene Ontology annotation, cellular component: cytoplasm; nucleus. Gene Ontology annotation, molecular function: ATP binding; protein serine/threonine kinase activity. The transcript has 9 exons. NCBI's taxonomy places the organism in Eukaryota, Metazoa, Chordata, Aves, Sphenisciformes, Spheniscidae.
CUGCACCCCCCUCCAGGUGCGGCACCGCCAGUCAGGGCAGAUCAUGGUGCUGAAGAUGAACAAGCUGACCAGCAACCGGGGCAACAUGCUGCGGGAGGUGCAGCUGAUGAACCGCCUCUCGCACCCCAACAUCCUCAGGUUCAUGGGGGUGUGCGUGCACGAGGGACAGCUGCACGCGCUGACGGAGUACAUCAACGGUGGGAACCUGGAGCAGCUGCUGGACAGCCCUGUGCCCCUCUCCUGGUCCAUGCGUGUCAAGCUGGCCCUCGACAUCGCCCGUGGCUUGCGCUACCUGCACUCCAAGGGCAUCUUCCACCGUGACCUCACCUCUAAGAACUGCCUGGUGCGCUGCGAGGCCAAUGGCUACACAGCUGUAGUGGGUGACUUCGGCUUGGCGGAGAAGAUCCCCACCUAUAGCGAGGGCGGUGAGAAGGAGCCGCUGGCCGUGGUGGGCUCCCCGUACUGGAUGGCGCCCGAGGUGCUGCGAGGGGAGAUCUACAACGAGAAGGCCGAUGUGUUCGCGUACGGCAUCAUCCUAUGCGAGACCAUUGCUCGUGUCCCCGCUGACCCUGACUACCUGCCCCGCACCGAGGAUUUUGGUCUGGACGUCACCACUUUCCGCACCAUGGUGGGGAUCGACUGCCCAGCGGCCUUCCUCCAGCUUGCUUUCCACUGCUGCAGUAUGGAGCCCACCUCCCGCCCCUCGUUCCUGGAGAUCACGCAGUGCCUGGAGGGGGUCCUGCAGCACCAGCCGGGUGCCGAGGGCGCCGGGGCCACCCUCUUCGGUGGUGGGGAGAGCCUGCCCGCGCCUGGGAUGGCGGCCACGCUCAACGGGGUAGCUGGGAGGGCGGCUGGCCGUGCCGAGCAGUCGCCCCUGCGUGAGCUGGGGACACAGCACCUGCAGCCGGACCAGCGCCUGUCCCGCAGCCAGUCCGACAUGUUCCCCCCCAAAUCGCCUGUCCUGCUGUGGCCCGUGGAGCCUUACGGCGGGGCCAGGACCAAGGAGACGCCCCACCGCGUCAACCCCUUCUCCCAGCGCGAGGACCUGAAGGGGGGGAAGAUCAAGCUCUUCGACACGCCGAGCAAGUCGGUCAUCUCGCUCACCUUUGAUCUGCCGCCCCCCGCCCCGCUCCAGCUCAGCACCCCCGUGACGCCUGAGCCUGCCGUGGAGGUGCAGUGUGACUUCUCGGCCCCUGCCACCACGCCCCGCAAGUGCCACUCGCUGCCUGCCUCCCCCGAGCUGCCCCGCCAGGGGGGCCUGGCACUGGGCGUGGGGUUCCCUCGUGCGAAGGGCCCCUCGCUGCCUGCCUCCCCCGAGCUGCCCCGCCAGGGGGGCCUGGCACUGGGCGUGGGGUUCCCUCGUCCCGCCAUCAACCCCCAGCCCCCCAACCUCCUUCCUCCCCCAGCCUGGGGACAAGGCUCCCCCCGCAGCCCCAGAGUGGAGGAGCAGAUGGACUGCGGCCCCGACAGCCCUGAGGUGCCGCAGCCCUCCCUGCCGCCCCCCAACAGCAACUUCAUCCGCACAGCGUCCUCGGGCGCCCAAUCCUGGCAGCCGGAGCCGCGAGUCCCCAACGGGCUCCUCUUCAACAACAACCACGUGGUGGUCAGCAAACCCCUGGCUUGGGGCAGCGGGCUGGAGCACGGCUUCUCCGAGCUCAGCAUCCCCUGCGCUGUGGCGCUGGAGCGGACGGAGCGCACAGCCAUGCUGCCCGGGCACGGCUCCAGUGCCGUGCUGGAGCAGGACGAGGUGCUGCCCUGCCCUGGCUGCUGCCUGGGUCCCUUCAGCUUCAGUUUCGCCUCCGUCUGCCACCGGCCGGCACCCAGCCCGCCUCGCUACCAGAACCUCAACUGUGAGGCCAAGAGCCUCCUCUGCCACGACCGGGGCCACCACCAGAAGGCCCCGGGGCCAGUACUAGCGGAGCCCAGCCUGAAGCUGCCGGAGGCGCAGUCCUAGUGCCGGGGACCCCUGGGGAGUGGGGCUGCGUCCAGCUGCCCCUCGGACCCCCCUGCAGCCGCAGCGCCAAGCAGGUGUGGGGGCCCAGCCUGUCCCUGUGGUCCGUCCUCGCUCGGCGCUUGGUGGCUGCAGUGGCGCUGAUGCCCCAUGCCGUGGCCGCCAUGGCGCUGCCCAGGCGCUUGGGCACCUGUCCCGCCGGGAUCAGCCUGAGGGGUCUGCGGGGAGCCCCGGGUGUGGGCUGGGUCCCUGCCAAGGACUGAAGUGCAAUAACGCCCCUGCCCCGGGCACGCUCCAGCAUUGCCCUGGGCAGCAGGGCUGGUCUCCCAUGGGGCUCCCGGGGUUCACACCCUGGAUGCGGGACCCUCUUUCCCCAAGGGCUCACCCCUCUCUGGGCUCUCACAGAGGGGUGUGCAAUGAGCCUGCUCUCCCGGGAGAACUAGGAGCCCCCCGCAGCCCCCCAGGCCAGGGGGGGAGCGGGGCU